GGUGAGGACAUUUGUUUUACAAUAUUCACUACUCGUCCCGCUUUACUGAGAAUAUUGUAGUCGUUCUUUCUUAUGUCCUACAGAAUUCUAUACAAACCGUUUCCAUAUGGGUUGCGGGACGACUUGGUCCAGAAGAGCUGUCCGCUGCAGCAUUUUCAGUAAUGGUGGCUUUCGUUUCUGGCUAGUACUCGGUAUUCCUUUGUUCUCCCAGUACUAUGAUCCCACAUCUCGUUCUCCUUCACAGGAUGGUGUGUAGCUCUCGGCGGUGGAUCUGCUCUUGAUACUUUGGGAUCGCAAGCAUUCACCGGUGGAAGCCAUCCGACAGACCUUUCCGUGCAUCUCCAGCGAUGCAUAGUCAUUCUAUGGUGCCUUCUCAUCCCGGUUUUCGUUCUCUGGACCUUUAUGGAGCCUUUGCUGUUGGCGAUUGGAGAACCAGAAGCCCUUUGCAGGGAUGUGCAGAGAUUUUUGCGCGUCCUUAUUAUUGGUGCGCCUGGUUACAUCGCUUUCGAGUCGCUGAAGAAGUAUCUACAGUGUCAAGGCAUUAUGAGAACAUCUACUAUUGUUCUCAUCAUUAUGGCUCCCAUCAAUCUAAUCAUGAAUAUAGUACUGGUUCAUCAUACCAGUCUUGGUUUACUUGGAUCUCCUGUGGCGCUAUCUUUCACCUACUGGUCAUGUUUCUUUCUCUUGGUUAUAUUCACAUCUCUAUCUCCGACGCAUAAGAGUCACGGAACGUGGGGUGGUCUGCAACCCAAAGCCGUGUUAGACCUUGGCAGUUGUUACACGUUCUUGAAAUUGGCUUUACCUGGGAUAUUCAUGGUAGGAACAGAAUGGGCUGCCUUCGAAAUAGUUGCGCUUGCAGCUGGGCGUUUGGGAAAGCUUUCGCUGGCUGCACAGUCGGUGAUAAUGACGACAGACCAAAUAAUAAGCACCCUUCCAUUUGGCAUAGGUGUUGUUGCUUCAAAUCGCAUUGGAAAUCUUCUUGGUGCUCGCACGGCCACUGGUGCUCGACGUGCAGCACAUGCGGUUGCCUUACUAGCUGUCCUCGUUGGUCUUGUCAUCAUGAUAGCUAUGUUAGCUGCCAAAGACAUAUUUGGUUACAUUUUUAGUGACGAUCAGGACGUCGUAAAUCUUGUCAGCAAGGUAAUGCCAUUCGUGGCAUCAUUCCAAAUUGCAGAUGGAUUAGCAAACUCAUGCGGAGGCGUUCUCCGAGGGCAAGGUCGCCAGCAUCUCGGAGCUUUCUUCAAUAUCCUUGCAUACUAUGUUUUGGCCCUUCCCAUAGGCAUAACUUUAGCUUUUCGCACACGCCUCGGACUCCAAGGAUUAUGGAUAGGUCAAGUGAUUGGUCUAUUCACUGUCGGUAUAUGUGAGUACGCGGUUGUAUGGUUGGGGACCGACUGGGACAGGGAGAUCCAAAAAGGUAUUGAAAGGAAUGCGGAAGAAGCGAAGAGGCGUGAUAAUCGCUCUCAGCAACACCUAGGGCUUCCAACCGAUCAGAAUUAUAGACCAGACUGAUCAAAUAAACAAACCUACUGUAUAGUAGUAGUAAGUACUUUCUCAAGAUCAAGACUAGCUCAUUUUCCUCGCGUAGAAGAUAUAUAGUAUGUAUUUCGGUGAUGCAGAUAUGCAGUAGUUCAUAAGUAUUUUGCUAUGCCAGACGCCAGCUUUUC
Messenger RNA from Serpula lacrymans var. lacrymans S7.9, 1667 nucleotides. RefSeq lists its product as uncharacterized. Lineage: Eukaryota; Fungi; Basidiomycota; Agaricomycetes; Boletales; Serpulaceae. The transcript has 9 exons. The coding region runs from base 403 to 1512 and encodes 369 amino acids. Gene Ontology annotation, molecular function: antiporter activity; xenobiotic transmembrane transporter activity. The record is from RefSeq and is a predicted model, not a curated record. Gene Ontology annotation, cellular component: membrane. Gene Ontology annotation, biological process: xenobiotic detoxification by transmembrane export across the plasma membrane.